AUGUGGCAAGCGUUUUUUAUGGAAGCUGGAAUUCCGGCCAAUAUUGCGUCCAGGUAUGCAAAAGCUUUUGAAGAGAAUCGAAUUACGAAGGCAAUGAUCGGUGAUCUGGACAAAUCGACGCUGGCCGAAUUGGGAGUGAAAGCUGUUGGAGAUCAAAUUGCGAUUUUGCGUCGCAUUAAAGAUGGCCCUUCGAUUCAAACGACUGUAAAAACAUUAAAGGUUCGUGUACCCAUUACGGGCCCUCCACAAAAUCAUGCCACGAGCAUCUCGUCAUCUUCUUCAUCCACUGAAGUUAUGACAGCAUCAGAGGCUCGACGAGGACGACCACCCCCAGAUAGGCAAGAAAUCUACCACAUCAGAAUGCCAACUGGAGCUACUCGCAAAACCCAACAAAUUCUUCAAAGAGCAGCAGAAAUGCGAAAUGCAGGACUUCUAAAGAGGGCUCAUUCUGGAGUGCGCCAGGGAGGCAGACCUGUGAAUCCGGUUAGCAAAGAUCCAUCGGCUCGUCGCCUUGCUCUUCACAAUCGAUUUAUGGAACAAGAAGAAGUUUCUUCCUCGACCGACAACUUUUCGGAGCGCUUGGGUACACGCGGAAUGUAUUCUGAUAGAGUUCACGGCGGCAGAGUUAUGAAAAGGGAAAAGCCGGGAGAGGAAAAACUGCUUACACGAGCCUUACAUUCAGCGGUGACAUCAAUGCAAAGUAUUGAAGCAGGCCCGCGUAUUCAAGUACGUCUGCCGUCAAAUACUCCGACCUACAGCAAGAUGAAAGCUACCAUUUCCGCUCCUCGUAGCGUUAUGAGAAUGGGUAUUGGCGCCUCAAUGAUUGCCAAACAACGAAAACAAACAGGCGUGUCCGGAGUAACCAUCGCUAAAAAGGCCUCACUUGUUGAUCGUGUGAAAUUCAAAGGAAAUACUACGGUUAAAAGAUCCCGCCCUAAUGUGAAGAUAAUGUAUGAAGAAGAUGACAGUGAAAUGACUGAAGGAUUGGGUGAUCAAAACGAGUAUGGAUGUCAAGAUGUCGAUGAGUGGCAAGAGGAAAAUGAUGAACAAUCAAUGGAUAACGAGGAUGAAAUCGACUAUGACAAACUGGUCGAUGCUCAAUCUUUGAUCGAAUUCGAAUGUGAUCCUCAACCAAUGUUAACGAAUGUUAUUGAUGACCAAUGGUUUUGUUACAAUCAUGCUACU
Molecule: messenger RNA, 1185 nt
Organism: Mesorhabditis belari
Lineage: Eukaryota; Metazoa; Nematoda; Chromadorea; Rhabditida; Rhabditidae
Source: the annotation of a GenBank genome assembly